GUAUUGCAACUUCCGAGAAAGGCAACCCCGGAGGACAUCCAGCCCUUUGCUCGCAGGAAGAGCUUCCGCAAGCGAGCCCUGGUAACUCAUCCUGACAAAGGUGGUCGCCCGGAAGAUUUUCAAGCCGUGGUCGCUGCCUUUGAAGUGUUGACAAACAGCCAACAUCGCGAAGAGUACGACAGGUCUCUGAAUGCCUUGGGCAACACGGACGGAGGCAUGGAUGCUGGCUCCUUGGACAUGGAUGCUGUCACAGACAUGGGCAGUGAAGAGCUUGCCGCUCGCAGAGCGGUGCGGGAGGCGCUGAUCCGGCUCUGUUCUGCGAGCCCAGCGGAGCAGAAGCGGAUACUGAAAGAGCUCCAAACGGAGGUUCUGGAAGAAGCUAUGGAGUUUCUUCAGAGCGCCCAUGCGAAGAGCGCGUGGAACAUGGAGUUCACUCAGUUCAGGAACACGGACAAAUCCAACAGUCUGUCUAUGGCUGGCAUUUAUGCAGACAUGAAAGGCAGAUAUGCUGUGGAGCUUUCAUGGGAAGGCAUGAGUGUGCGCACUCAGACGACGGUCUCCCUUUCGGAAGCGAUUGAUUGGCACAUCACACUGACACAGCUCAAGGCCAGAGCGGUGGACAGAAUAAAUCUUGGUUACAGUCCACAACUCCCUCUGACCCAAGAGGAGCUGGCCGUAGGCUACAGGACAAGCCCUGCAAUGUACCUGAGCUUCUACUGUGACUGGGGCGAGAAGGAGAGCAAGCGCCAAACGAUCACUCCAGCCACCUCUGAUCUGUCAUUGGCCGUAAAGAUAAAGCACCGAUAUGACGACAUCUUUGCGCAGGAGGAAGAGGCACUUUCCGCGGGCGGCAAAAGUCCAGCAACUGGCCAUAAGCUGCGAGCCUUGAAGAAGGAGGUCGAAACAUGGAUUGAGCAGGAGCUUCAGGAGGAGUUCGUAGUCUUGAAGAUCAUGGCUGCAGAGCUCCGGAAUCGGCACAAGAAAGCCGAGCGUGAAGACUGGAUCCAAGAGGCCCAGAGUGCCAUCGAGCUGAGGGAUCUGCUUGGCUCCAAGCGGACCGGCUUGCAUACCUCAGUCGCAAAGCUGAAAUACCUUGACACUGAGCAGAAGUCUGCGACACGGUCACUGCUUGUGGGAGAUCUGUCUUUGCGACUGAAAGCAGGACCUGAAAACCAAGCGGCGAUAACGGCGUCGGCGGCUCAAAGAUCACCUCGGAGCUCGAAGCCGAGGGCGACAAAGGAGAUUGCCGAUGCCAAGCCGCCGGCUGCACGGCCGGGUGCCUCUCAGUCUUCUGGCCGACGACGUGGCUCUCUGGAUCCCGACGAAUGCGGGGAGUACCAGCUUCGGCGGUCUGCAGAAGACUUGCGGAAGGCCAUCCUAAGCCCCCUGCUUCCCUCGUCGCAGACAGGGCGUCAGCCUGAUGCAGUAAUCCGAGCAACGCUGAAUCACUCAGCCCUGCCCGGAUGGUCUGCUCUUCGUGCAUGUGCGCGGGUCGUGCGUGUGACUGUGGAUGCACAUAUAACACGGACGUUCAAGAACUUCGUCUACAACGAACACUGGUUCCAGCGACUUGGCCUUUUGCUCGCGUCAUGGGGUGCUUCGCUUUGA
Molecule: messenger RNA, 1608 nt
Organism: Symbiodinium necroappetens
Lineage: Eukaryota; Dinophyceae; Suessiales; Symbiodiniaceae
Source: the annotation of a GenBank genome assembly